CCCUCCCCGCCUGCCUCCAGCGCCGCCGGGCGGUCCCCUCCCUCGCCCGCUCGCAGCCCGCUCCCGCUCGCUCCCUGCCCACUCCCGGGGGGACGCUCCGCGCCGCGGCCCCGCGGCCGCCGCUUCUUUCACACUUUAGUUGGGAGCCGCGCGCCGCGCUCAGCGACCGGAGAGCUGGCCGCGCGCCGUGGCCUCCCGCACGCACGCACGCGGGCCGGGCUCCGGGGCUCUCGGCGCCUACUCGGAGCGGCGGGGAGGAGGGGGACCCCCGGACUCUCGGUGGGGAGGCGGAGGAAGAGGAGAGGAGGGAGGAAGAGACGCGGCGCGGAGGAAAGGGGCGGGGGGCGGGAGGCUUGCCACCUUCAGCCCCCCCGCGAGCGCCCAAGGUGCACACAUCUUGACCAACUCAGCAGGAAGGUGGAUUUUCUUUGGGUUUAAAGAAAAAAAAAAUGUCCCUGUGUCUGUAGAGAUGAUUUGCAGUUCAGCCCGGCUGAAGCUGACCGAAUGAGACUAUGGGCUGUGCCUCUGCCAAGCAUGUUGCCACUGUUCAAAAUGAAGAGGAAGCCCAGAAAGGGAAGAACUACCAGAACGGAGAUGUGUUUGGUGAUGAGUAUAGGAUCAAACCGGUGGAAGAGGUCAAAUACAUGAAAAAUGGGGCAGAAGAGGAGCAGAAAAUAGCAGCCAGGAACCAAGAAAACUUGACUAGACCACCGCCUUUAAAGGUGCCUGCCUUUUUCUCAGACACUGCAGGACAUCAGGACAAGUCUCUGAGGCAGACCUGGUUACUUUUCAGAAGUGAAAAAAGUGCCAGUUCAAAUGUAAGACUUAAAACUAAUAAAGAGAUUCCAGGAUUAGUUCAUCAGCCCAGAGCAAACAUGCACAUCUCUGAAAGCCAACAAGAAUUCUUCAGAAUGCUGGAUGAAAAGAUUGAAAAGGGUCGAGAUUACUGUUCGGAAGAAGAGGAUAUCACAUAGCACCGAUUCUACUACUCAAUCCAGGAGCGACUACUGUGUAAAUAGGUUACACCCCAGUUGAAAUCUUUGCAAAGGUCGGUUCUCUUCAACGAACAGCACUAUAGCAAAAGAAGAUCGUUCCAUAUCGUAUGCCCCAUUAAAUUACAGUGUUUCUUAAUGAACUUGCAAAGGGAUAUUGCUAAAAACAAACAAACACACACACACACACACAAAAACUGUUAUCGAACUUUCUUUGUUGCUGCUAGUUAAAACUUGUUGCAACUUUUCACUUGUGUCCAGGUAUGCAGCAAAAAUCUGCGAUUUCACCUUAAAGAUACUGAUGGUUUUACAGAUGCUCUCCAACCUAUUUUCUCUAAGAUGAGGUAGUGGUGAACUCAGAUAUCAAACUUCUGUUGUAGAACUCUUCCGCUUCUAAGACAAGCGUCUCCUUCCCUCUCUCCCCCCUCCCUGUCUCUCCUGAGCGGUCCAGAGCCUCGCUUCUCACUGGCAAUGUUGCGCUUUGGAGAUGGGAUGGUUGCUAUGGCAAGCCUUGUUUCUCUGCUACGAAGAAGUAGAGAAGCCAUUGUCCAUUACAAGCAUGUUGUGACGUGACUCCCGGAGUGACAUGGGAGGGAGCAGCAGGUGGUUUCAUUUACUAGGUAUCUGAAUCGAGGAUUAAGCUUGCAACAUUGGCUUUGCUCAGAUGCAGACGGAAGUGUGAUCACAAUCAUUCUGAAUCCCUCUUCCCCACUUUUUUUUUUCUAAGAAAAUAAACAUUUUACUGUUUUUAUGUA
Messenger RNA from Nyctereutes procyonoides (raccoon dog), 1747 nucleotides. RefSeq names its product chromosome unknown C1orf21 homolog (gene CUNH1orf21). NCBI's taxonomy places the organism in Eukaryota, Metazoa, Chordata, Mammalia, Carnivora, Canidae. The record is from RefSeq and is a predicted model, not a curated record. Bases 513 to 974 code for a protein of 153 amino acids. The transcript is spliced from 7 exons.